AUGGCCAAUCUCCGCCCAGCAACAGCACCAUACAGCGAGCCCCUUCUCCCCCAACUCGAUAUACGAAACCCAUACUACACAGAACUGCACCACAAUCUACGCGCCACCGUCCGCGAAUACGUGGACACGUAUAUCGCGCCCUACGCGCAUGAAUGGGAAGAAGCAGGACAAGUCCCCGAAGCUGUCCGACGGCGCCAUUGCAAGCUAGGCUAUAGCAUUGUCCAUCCGCUCACUAGUGAAGAGGACUCGGCGGGCCUGGCUCUGCCUGGUGAUGUUCCCCGUGAGAAGUGGGAUACAUGGUGUUCGUUGAUUGUGUCGGAUGAACUUACGCGUGUCGGGUAUGUUGGUGUGAUCUGGGGGCUUGGGGGUGGGAACGGGAUUGGGUGUCCGCCUGUUGCGCGCUUUGGGAGUGAGGAGCAGAGGAGGAGGUGGCUUCCUGGUGUUGCGAGGGGGGAUAUUAGGUUUUGUUUGGGUAUUACGGAGCCUGAUGCUGGCUCUGAUGUUGCCAAUAUCCGCAGUACUGCUCAUCGUGAUGGCGAUCACUAUAUUGUGAAUGGUGCAAAGAAAUGGAUCACUAAUGGUGUCUGGGCUGAUUACUGCACCGCUGCUGUCCGGACGGGUGGUCCUGGUGGAUCUGGCAUCAGCCUGCUGGUUAUUCCUUUGGCUGUUCCAGGAGUGACGCGCAGACGUAUGCACAACUCGGGUGUUAACGCAAGUGGUUCAACCUUCAUCGAGUUCGAUGAAGUCCGCGUCCCUGUCGCAAAUCUCCUUGGCCAGGAGAAUAAGGGAUUUCCACUCAUCAUGUCAAACUUCAACCCAGAGCGCCUUGCACUCGCCUGCGCAUCCUUGAGACUUGCCCGUGUCUGCGCCGAAGACGCCUUCAACUACGCCAUUCAACGCGAGACAUUUGGAUCUCCACUGAUCGAGAAACAAGCCAUUCAAUCCAAGAUCUUCAAGUUCGGUCUCAUGAUUGAACCCGCUUAUGCAUUCAUGGAGCAACUGGUCAAUAUCCUCGAAAGUACCAAAGAUCAUUCAUCCGACGAUGUCAACAUUGGCGGUAUGACUGCAUUGUUGAAAGUGAUGUCUACACGGGCUUUGGAGAAGAGCGUUCGUGAAGCUCAGCAGAUUCUUGGGGGUGCCGGCUAUAACAAGGCUGGGAGAGGUGCUAGGAUUGAGCAGAUUAGUCGCGAUGUUCGAGUUCAUGUUGUUGGGGGUGGGAGCGAGGAGAUUAUGGCUGGAUUGGCGUUACGAGAGGAGACGAAGGCGCUUCGUACGCGGAGAGCUGCGCUUGAGAGGAGACAAUCCAAGGUUUGA
Penicillium soppii is the source of this 1314-nucleotide messenger RNA. RefSeq lists its product as uncharacterized. NCBI's taxonomy places the organism in Eukaryota, Fungi, Ascomycota, Eurotiomycetes, Eurotiales, Aspergillaceae. The coding region runs from base 1 to 1314 and encodes 437 amino acids. Gene Ontology annotation, molecular function: oxidoreductase activity, acting on the CH-CH group of donors; flavin adenine dinucleotide binding. The transcript is spliced from 4 exons. The record is from RefSeq and is a predicted model, not a curated record.